UGUGGUUUUGUUAAUUUUGUUCGUGUUGAGGAUGCUGUCAGAGCUAAAGAUGAUAUUAUGAAUAGAAUGGGAGGUCGUGUCGGAAAUUGUAUUGUUCGUGUCGGUUAUGGCAAGGCUGACGCAUUGAACAAUCAUGACCUAUCACCUUCUUCUCAAACCCAACUUCAACCCACACGGGCCCUUUGGGUUGGAAAUAUUCCCACUUCCACAACACCUCAGACCUUACAAAAUAUUUUUUCACCAUUUGGUGCUAUUGAAUCGGCCAGGGUCCUUACGCAUAAGAAUUGUGGUUUUGUGAAUUUCGAGAAAUUGGAUGAUGCUGUCAAAGCUAAGAAAGCUUUGCAUGGUAAAGAGGUUCUUGGAAGUGCUGUUGGUCCUGUUAGAAUUGGUUUUGCUAAGGUACAACCAAAACCAUCACCUACAUCGACUCCCGAACCAGGGUCUCCGGCUAUGCGUCAUAUUAGAAACCUUUCGUCUUCCUCAUCCUCUUCUAAUAACCAAAAUUCGGGUACAGCGAAUAAUACCGCAAAUGGUCUUACCGAGAAACAAUUGAUGAUGCGUGAAUUAAGCGGCGGUGUUGAUGACGACAUUGACGACGUGAAUGAAAAUCGUCCUCCUACAACAUAUUUCACCUCUAUCCCACCUGUUGGAGAUCCUAAUCCAAACCGCAAACCAGAUGCUUCUAGGUUAAGAGAAAUUCGAAAACGUUUAGACAGCGGACAUUGUGCUGCUAAGGAAGUUGAAGCUAUUGCUGCUGAAGUUCUAGAUGAAUGUGUUGAAUUAUCAAGCGAUUACAUUGGAAACACUGUUAUUCAAAAAUUAUUUGAACGAUGUACUGAGAAUACAAAGACUAAAAUGUUAGAAAAAAUCGCUCCUCACUUGGCUACCAUUGGUAUUCACAAGAACGGUACUUGGGCUGCACAAAAGAUCAUUGAUUGCGCUAAAACUCCUGCUCAAAUGCAACUCAUUACUGCUAAUGUUAAGUCAUACACUCCUCCGCUCCUUUUGGAUCAAUUUGGAAAUUAUGUAGUACAAUGUUGCUUACGCCUUACCGCUCAACGUAAUCAAUUCAUUUUCGAUGCAAUGGUCGAUCGAUGUUGGGAAAUAGCACAAGGCCGUUUUGGUGCCCGUGCAAUGAGAGCCUGUUUAGAAAGUCAACAUGUAACCAAAAAGCAACAGAAACAAGUAGCAAUUGCCAUUGUCAUGAAUGCUGUACCGCUAUCUACUAAUCCGAACGGCGCAUUAUUAUUAACAUGGAUGCUUGAUACUUCUUCAUUCCCUGGUCGUUAUCGUGUGUUAGCUCCACGUCUUGCCCCUCAUUUAGCACAUUUAUGUACACAUAAGCUAGCAUCGUUGACUGUUCUCAAGAUUAUUAAUCAACGACAAGAAGCUGAUGCACGUGAUCUUACGAUUACGUCAUUGUUUUUCUCCGCAAAUGACCAAGUGUUAGAAGAUGUACUUAGCGAUCAAGUUCACGGAGUUGGUGUUGUACAAAAGGUAUUGGCCAGUCCAUAUGUAGAUCCUUCUGAAAAGACACGGCUAGCCGAAAAAGUGAAAUUUGUUUUGGGGAAAUUGAAGGUACAACAAGUACAAGGAUAUAAACGCUUACUUGAAGAACUUGGUAUGGUGGGAGAUCCAACUCUUGGUAGUACACCUUUGAAUUCCGGACCUUCCCAAGUUGGUAUUCCUCCACAAGGAGUGUUCCCUAGUCCCUUGCCACCUGAUUUAGCCGCCGCUGCCGCUUAUUAUGCAGCAGCACAAGCUGCUUUUGCAAAUCAACAAUUACAGCAAGUUGCUUCAGGAACUCCAUCACCUGAAAAUAAUAGUUCACCACAUGAACAACUUGGAUCUCAAUCUUCAAUCAAUCCUUCUUCAAGCGAAGGAUCAUCAUCAUCAGCUGCACAAACUUCCACAUCUGUAUCAUCCACGCCUUCGUCUGCAUAUCCACCAACACCAAUGUUUAUGAAUAAUAUGCCAAUGUCCCCUCAUCCUCAUUCACCAUUUCCACCUACUUCACCUUAUCCGCACAUGAGUCCUUUCCCACCUUUCAUCCAUCCAUCGGCAUUAGCGGCAGUAGCAGCUGGAAUGUAUGGACAUCCCGCCGCGAUGUUCAGCCCAGCAGCGUAUCCUUAUAUGCUCGCAGCUUCUAGUGCUAUGCCACCACCAAUGAUGAAUGCAGCACCACCUACACCAGUUGAAGUCACAGUCCAAGCUCAACAAUAA
Molecule: messenger RNA, 2223 nt
Organism: Funneliformis caledonium
Lineage: Eukaryota; Fungi; Glomeromycota; Glomeromycetes; Glomerales; Glomeraceae
Source: the annotation of a GenBank genome assembly